Cordyceps fumosorosea ARSEF 2679 is the source of this 4494-nucleotide messenger RNA. RefSeq names its product C6 zinc finger domain protein. Gene Ontology annotation, molecular function: transcription cis-regulatory region binding; DNA-binding transcription factor activity, RNA polymerase II-specific. The record is from RefSeq and is a predicted model, not a curated record. Gene Ontology annotation, biological process: regulation of DNA-templated transcription. NCBI's taxonomy places the organism in Eukaryota, Fungi, Ascomycota, Sordariomycetes, Hypocreales, Cordycipitaceae. The transcript has 6 exons. Gene Ontology annotation, cellular component: nucleus. The coding region runs from base 1 to 4494 and encodes 1497 amino acids.
AUGGAGCCUCGCUCGCCGGAAGCACUUAAAAUUCCCGAGUUGAUCAUCAUUAUACUAAAGCUCGUGGACAAAAGAACACUCAUGGAAGCCCUGGUUGUCAAUAAGCGUUGGUUCGAGUGCGCAAUAUUGCUGCUGUGGCGAAAAGCGAACCUGGGAGAUCUGGCGCUCAUCCAGGCCGCGGACCGACGACAAAGCUGCGCCGAGAAAAUACGAAUCCUCCGCUUUCCGGACGGCAAGGCCUUCAACGACGAUAAAACCCGGGACCUGGCCUUUCCCCGGUUGAGGUCUCUGAGAUUCAAGCGGCUCAGCGACGUCCAGCUCCUGGCCUACCUCAAGCCGUGCGUCAAGAGGCUGAAGCUGAUGGAUGUUUUAUGGUCGGACGACGACUUCUCCGCAGCGGCCAAGCUGGCCGGCAACCUCAAGUACAUCCGACUCCGAAACAUGACUGAACGCGCGUCGAGCGCGGCGCUUGCCAACUUUCUCGGAAGCUGCGUGUCCGCCGAGCGGAUUGAGGUCUUCGAGCGUGAAAGCUUCGAGCAUCACGAGGGAGUCAACGAGUACCAUCUGCGCCUCGCCGAGCUCCGGCACCUCAAGACCCUCGACCAGCUGGGGGAAAACCUGACCGCCGCGACCGUGGGCCGGAUCGCCGAGACCGUGGAUGGGCCCUUUGCGUCGCUCCGGCUGCUGAGUACCCGCGCCGAGGCCGCCACGCUUCCGAAGCUGUGCCGCAUUCUCCCCGUGGACAGCCUGAGGGGGCUGUCGCUGGAUACCACCCAUCGCGACGACGGACGGCCCGGGCCGCCGCCGCCGCGGCGGCGCGUGAACCUGAAGGACAUGGCCAGACUGACCGGCCUGCAAGGGCUGCACCUAACCUUCCGCCACGACACGGUCGACACGGCGCCGCUGUCCGAGCUGUGGAACAUGCGAAAUCUGGGGCUGCACUGCCACUGGGGAGGGCCCAAGGACGUCAAGUUCUUGUCAGGCAUGGCCAGGUUGCAGGACCUGCAUCUGACUUUCUGGACAAACUUCGACAUGGCGCCGCUGUCCAGGCUUGUCAACCUGCAAAGGCUUCAGCUGCGCACCACAAACCGUCAGAAGUCCCUGGACGUGCGCUUCCUUGCCGACCUGCACAACCUGCAGGAUCUGCAUCUGACCUUCUCGACAAGCUUCCACACGGCGCCGCUGUCCGGACUUGUCAGCCUGCGAAGGCUCCAGCUGAACGCCCUCAGCCAUCCAGAGACUCCGUCCCACAGCCGCCCGGGGAUCCUGGACAUGCGCUUCCUGGCCAACCUACGCAGCCUGCAGGAGCUGAUGAUGACUGGCGUGCACGACUUCGACGUGGUGCCGCUGUCCGGGCUGCUCAGCCUGCGGAAGCUGCAGUUGGGCUACGCACAUCCGGGGCCCUUGCACGCGCGGCUCCCCUCCGGCCUACCCGACUUGCGGGAGCUGCGGAUCUCUCCCGUCCACAUGGAAGAGCAGCCCGUGGACGCGACGCCGCUGCCCGUGCCCGCCAACCUGCGAAAGCUGGACCUGGUCGUCACGUGCAGGUCGACAGACCUGUGCCUAAAGCCGCUGGCCAGGUUCACCAGCCUGCGUGUCCUGAAGCUGCGCAUUCAAGGAAUUCAGCAGGCCCGAGCCGCGGAGCCGCUGUAUCGUAUCAUCACCAUAGACACGGAGCCGCUGUCCCGGCUCAUCAAUCUGCGCACCCUGGACGUGACCUGCAACUGGUACUCGAGUCUGUUCUACAUGAACACGGGGCCGCUGUCCAGGCUCACCAACCUGCGAGUCCUGCGGGUGCAUUUCCGGGAAAAGGUGCAUCUGGACAUUGAGCCUCUGUCGCAGCUGACCAAACUGCGAAAGCUGCGUCUGGAGUGUGCCUUCCGCUGGCGGCAGCUGCGCCACCUCUCGUCGCUCCGCCGCUUGGAGAGCCUCAACCUCGAAAACGACGCUCUUUUGGCCGACUUGGCAUGGGGAGGGGGGGAGGGGCACGAUGCCAUCACGAAGCUCCUGGCCCCGUUAUCACGCUUGCGGAGGCUGCGCCUGUGGACUGGGUGCGACGAACUCCGCGUCCCCGUCCAUGUGCUGUCUGCGCUGGGCCGACACUGCCCAACCAUCGUUGACUGCGAGAUCGCUCAUCUCCUUGUGACGCGCCGAGACCUGGAGCGAUGCGAGGCGCAAAAACCGAGCCGCGGGUUUUGCGAGAAGCUGUUCAUCCGAGGCUUUCUCGCCGAUUACUCCAGACGGCCCGGCAGCGAAUUGGCCGCAAGGCUGUCCUAUAUAAGCCUGUUUCGCAAAAAGUUUCCUGCGGUAAAGAGGGUAGAUGUUUGGGGUUGUGGUAAUGAGUUUGAGAAGAAGAUUACUGCUGGGCUCCGGUUCACUCCUAGAGAUAAUCCCUCGAGGGAUGACUCCGGUGUCGAAGAACCCGAAAUCAAAGAAUCUGAUGAACCUCAACAACGCGUCUGCCGCCCCUCUCCGUCUCUCCCCAACUCUGCUCUCUCACAGCUGCGGGCACAUGGCUUCAAACUCGGAAAGCUCGACUGCGCCGAGGCCUCGGAAGAAGCGAAUACCGACGGCCUGCGGUGCUUGUCGGGCGUCCAAGGUCAGUACAGCCUCAGCACUCACUGGCUGCUGCUAUGCCGCUCCCUGAAAAAGACGUGCAACUUUACUGAGCGGCCCAAAGACCCCUACCAAGAAAAAAUCGACGCGCUGAGUGAUCAAGUAUCGGCUCUGAAAAGACAGCUGGACAGCACCACCACCACCACCGCCAACUCUCACCAAAAUUGCCUCAGCACCGGACCAGGCAUCUCCAACCCUCCCAGCCAAUACCCGGCUCACGGCCCUCCCAUCAUCCCCGAUGCCGUGUCUUCCAGCACAUCCACCCAAUCCCCCGAAACCACCACCGGCAGCCUCCUCCCCCGCCGCCGGGGCCGCCGGUCCCACUUCAUCGCCUCCCCCGGCCCUCUGCCGGACCUCCUCUCCGCCGGCCUCCUCACCCCCUCCCAGGCCGCCCUCUACCACGCCACCUUCUUCUCCGGCUGCGACCGCUACGUGCCCGUCUUCUCCCCCGCCACCCACGACACCCUCGCCUCCCUCCGCCAGCGCUCCCCGCUCCUCCUCGCCGCCGUCUGCACCGUCGGCUGCCGCGUCGCCUGCGGCACCGACUCCCACCAGUGGCGCCUCCUCAACUUUCACCUCUCCCGCAUGCUCUCCCACGUCACCUCCUCCUCCUCCUCCUCCUCCUCCUCCUCCUCGGGCCUCGCUUCGCUCGAGACGGUCCAGGCGUUCCUCGUCCGCGCGUGCUACUCGGCCGAGCGCUCGCUGCUGGUCGCCAGCGCCACCCGGCUCGCCGUCGAGAUGGGCCUGCCGGACGCCUUUGACGAGCUCAUGGCGGGCGGCCCCGGCGCGGAGGAGGACGAGGCGAGGCUGGUGCGGUGCGCGCGCACCUGGCUGCACGUGCUGGUGCUCAGCCACAUCCUGCACGUCGACGCCGGCGACGCGCUGCCCUUCCGCUUCUCCGGGGAUCCGCGGCGCGCGCGGGGCGUCCUGCUCAACUCGCCGCACGCCACCCCGCUCGACCGCUUCCUGCUCGCGCAGGUCGAGCUCAACGUGCUGCGGGCGCGGCUCCUCCCCGCCCGGCCCUUCCAGGACGACGACGAGAUGCAGUGCUUCGUGCGCGAGGCCACGCUCGACAUCGACCUGUGGCACGACGACUGGGAGCGCAUCCUGCUCGCCGCCGAGGACGGGGAGGCGUCGCCGUGGAUGCUGGUCAACCUCGCGGUGCAGCGGUGCUGGGCGACCACCACCGCGCUGUGCCGCGCCGUGCGCGCCGCUGCCGGCGGCGUCGACGACGUCGACGCCAUGACCCCCGCGCAGCGCGCCGUGCUCGUCGCCGCGCGCGGAGCCCUCCGGGGCCACCUGCGCGCGCUCCUGGCCGAGCCGCGGCGGUACCUGCGCGACCUACGCUACGCCAUGGACUUUGUCUGGGCCAAGUGCGCCUUCUGCUACCUGCUGCUGCUGAAGCUGUGCAUACUCCUACCAGGGGGCGGCGGCGGCGGCGGCGGCGACGACGACGACCUGGACGAGGAGGGGCUGGUCGCGUGCGGCGCGGUGCUGGCCGCGGAGCUGGGCGACGCCGGCGUCACGCAGGUGGCCAACAGCACGGCGCGCAUGUACCUGCAGCUGCUGCAGACGGGCACCGAGACCUUUGCGCGGGCGCUGCAGCGCCGUCGGGAGCUGCCCGGCGGCGGGGACCAGGACGAGGCGGCAGCGGGCGGCUAUCAUCCCGAGGCCGCGGCGACGGCGGCCGACGAGCUCGACGCGUUCGUGCCGGACCAGUUCGUCUUUGAAUGGGACUUUCCGGGGCUGACGCUGUUUUCCUCCUCGACGACGGGCAUUGGCUGGCUCGACGACAUCCUGCUCGGCGCGCUCAACGGCGGCGGUGACUUUUACGGCUUCAUGGCGCCGGCCGCCGAGUUUGGCGACCCGGCUGGCUGA